Molecule: messenger RNA, 1909 nt
Organism: Lathyrus oleraceus (garden pea)
Lineage: Eukaryota; Viridiplantae; Streptophyta; Magnoliopsida; Fabales; Fabaceae
Product: outer mitochondrial transmembrane helix translocase
Exons: 16
Coding region: 423-1769 (448 amino acids)
Cellular component (GO): mitochondrial outer membrane
Molecular function (GO): ATP hydrolysis activity; ATP binding
Source: RefSeq, a predicted model, not a curated record
GUAAUGGUAUUUUUUUAUUUUUUGAACUUAUAGUUUGAUUGUAUAUUGACUUAAUUUAACUGUGCAUUGACUUAUAGUUUGAUGGUGCAGCUCGACAUUUAAACUUGCUUGAAACUCAAAAUGAAGGGGAUGACUUUAACAAAAAGCUCGUGAACAGAAUAUUUGAGUUUGCUUCCAAUCAAGGUGAAAAAGGUUCACUUGUUGUCCUCCUUCAAAACUUAGAGAAGGUUGUGGAGGGAGAAUGGCAUGUAUUGAAGAAUGUAGUUGAAAAUUUGCCAUCUAACGUUGUGUUAAUAGUGUCUCACACACAAGGCUUUGAAGAGAAGACCCAACCUAAUCAAAAACAAGGGUUGUCACAAUUUCAAUUACUCGAGAAACGGAGUAGACAGAUUGAAGGAAGCAACAAUCCCACUGAUGAACUUAUGGAGCAAAUUGGUGGCCUUUUCCCCAAUAAGUUGACCAUACAUCUCCCUAAGGAUCAUACCUCACUAUCUCGUUGGAAGCAGCAGUUGGAGCAUCAUGUUAAAAGUAUAAAUGCUCAGUUAAAUGCCGUCACCAUUCGCUCUAUUAUGAACAAAAGUGCUAUGCAUUGCCCAGACUUUGAGUCUCUUUAUAUUGACGAUCAAGCACUAACCACUCAGAAUGCACACAAAAUUAUUGGCUGGGCUUUAAGUUAUCCUGGUGUUACUGUUAAAGACUCUUCUAUAGUUUUGUCUUCGGAAAGCAUUAGUUAUGGGCACAACAUUUUGAAGAAGAUUCAAAAUUCAGAAAAGAAGUUAAAUAAUUCAGUAAAGGAUGUUUUUAUUGACGGUGAGCUUGAGGAGAAAGUGAUGGCUGAUGUUAUAUCUCCGAGUGAUAUUGGAAUCACUUUUAACGAUAUUGGAGCAUUAGAAAAUGUAAAAAAUACUUUGAGAGAAUUGAUUAUGCUUCCUCUUCAGAGGCCGGAGUUGUUUAGCAAAGGGCAACUUACUAAGCCAUGCAAGGGAAUACUACUUUUUGGUCCCCCUGGCACUGGGAAAACAAUGCUGGCAAAGGCCAUAGCUACUGAAGCUGGGGCAAAUUUUAUCAAUGUUUCAUUGUCCAGCAUUAUUUCCAAGUGGUCUGGCGAAUCUGAAAAGUAUAUAAAAGCACUAUUUUCUAUAGCUCACAAAAUAGCACCAACCGUAAUUUUUAUAGAUGAGGUGGACAGUUUGCUAGGGAAACGUGGAGGAGCAGAUAGUUCGUAUAAUGAUGCUCAUUAUAACAAAAUUAAGACAGAGUUUUUUGUCCAUUGGGACGGUCUCCGCACAAACGAAAACAACCGCGUACUUGUUCUUACUGCUACUAAUAGGCCGUGGGAUCUUGACGACGCUGUUAUCAGGAGGCUCCCAAGAAGAUUACUGAUUAAUUUACCGGACGCUUCAAACCGUGAAAAAAUACUUAAGUUGAUAUUAGCUGCCGAUCAUUUGUCAAUGGAUGUUGAUUUAGAAGAACUGGCUAAUAAGACUAGUGGUUACUCCGGAAGUGAUCUCAAGGAUUUGUGUGUGGCAGCUGCCUACUGUCCUAUUAGGGAGAGAUUAGAGAUAGAAAAAAAGGAGGGAAGUGAGUUAUAUAGCAGCGUAGAUAUCCGUCCAUUAAAGAUGGAGGAUCUGUUGCAUGCCUUAAAAGAAGUUCGGGCUAGUUUCAAGCUUGACUCAUCUAUUAUGGAUGAACUGCGCAAAUGGAAUGAGCAGUUUGGAGGGGCUGCAGAUGAGUCUAAAGAAGAGAGAUACAUGAAUUAUUUCAUCUAGAUAUCAUAGGCUGUUUUAUGGAAUUAUGACUAAAAGAGCACCUUGGAGGGGGUGCAGAUGAGCCUAAAGAACAGAGAGACAGAGAGAGAUAUACAUGAAUAUUUCAUGUAAAUAUCAUAGGCUGUUUUAUGGAAUUAUAA